Messenger RNA from Arabidopsis arenosa, 846 nucleotides. Lineage: Eukaryota; Viridiplantae; Streptophyta; Magnoliopsida; Brassicales; Brassicaceae. The record is from the annotation of a GenBank genome assembly.
GGUUUUUUUUCCUGAUAACGAUAUCGAUUGGUUGGCCGGAGAAAAAAUGGGGAGGACGACGUGGUUCGACGACGACGGGAUGAAGAAAGGAGAGUGGACGGCGGAGGAAGACCAGAAGCUCGUCGCUUACAUCAACGAGCAUGGCAUCUGUGAUUGGCGUUCCCUCCCCAAAAGAGCUGGUUUGCAGAGAUGUGGAAAGAGCUGCAGAUUAAGGUGGGCAGCCAUAGCGAAACAGAUGCAUAAUCGAACAGACAAUGAUAUCAAGAACCAUUGGAACUCUUGUCUCAAGAAAAGACUUUCGAGAAAGGGAAUCGACCCGAUGACCCACGAGCCCAUCAUCAAACACCUCACUAUCAAGACCACUAACGCAGAUUGUAGUAGCUCUUCCACCACGACGUCCCCAUCGACGGAAAGCCCUCCUUCCUCCGGCUCGGCUCGACUCCUCAACAAGCUCGCCCAAGGUAUCUCAUCUAGACAACACAGUCUCGAUCGGAUCAAGUACAUCUUGUCGAAUGCAAUAAUCGAAAGCAGUGAUCAAGAAAAAGAGGAAGAAGAAAACGAAGAAGGAGAAGAAAAAGAUUCAAUGGUGGAUCAGAAGAUUGACGGUAGUGCAGGAGAUGAUAUUCAGAUAUGGGACGUGGAGGAAGUUAGGCGUUUAAUGGAGAUUGACGCAAUGGAGUACGAGAUGACUUCGUACGACGCUGUCAUGUACGAGAGUACUCACACACUUGAUCAUCUCUUCUGACUCAAUAUAGACAUAUAGUGUGAGUGCAUGCAUGUGUUGUUAGAAUAUGCUAAGCUAUGUUUCAACUUUUAAUGUUGUAACAAUGAACAUUAACGUGGACC